Messenger RNA from Bubalus bubalis (water buffalo), 1757 nucleotides. RefSeq names its product somatostatin receptor 5 (gene SSTR5). Gene Ontology annotation, molecular function: somatostatin receptor activity; neuropeptide binding. The record is from RefSeq and is a predicted model, not a curated record. Gene Ontology annotation, cellular component: membrane; neuron projection. NCBI's taxonomy places the organism in Eukaryota, Metazoa, Chordata, Mammalia, Artiodactyla, Bovidae. The transcript has a single exon. The coding region runs from base 51 to 1157 and encodes 368 amino acids. Gene Ontology annotation, biological process: cellular response to glucocorticoid stimulus; neuropeptide signaling pathway; regulation of insulin secretion.
GCGGACACCCCGGCGCUCCUGCUCAGCCUGCCCUGCCCGCAGUGGCCACGAUGGAGCCUCUGUUCCCUGCCUCCCCGCUGACCACCUGGAACACCUCCUCAGUGGUGCCCAGCGGCAGCGGCGAUGAGAAUGGGACGCUGGCGGGGCUGGGGCCCUCACCAGGUGCCCGGGCCGUGGUGGUACCAGUGCUCUACCUGCUGGUGUGCGCAGUGGGGCUGGGCGGCAACGCGCUGGUCAUCUACGUGGUCCUGCGCCAUGCCAAGAUGAAGACGGUCACCAACAUCUACAUCCUCAACCUGGCCGUGGCUGACGUGCUGCUCAUGCUGGGGCUGCCCUUCGUGGCCACGCAGAAUGCCAUCUCCUACUGGCCCUUCGGCCCCGUGCUGUGCCGCCUGGUCAUGACGCUGGACGGCAUCAACCAGUUCACCAGCAUCUUCUGCCUGACGGUCAUGAGCGUGGAUCGCUACCUGGCCGUGGUCCACCCCAUCCGCUUCGCCCGCUGGCGCCGCCCCCGGGUGGCCAAGCUGGCCAGCGCUGCGGUCUGGGCCUUCUCGCUGGUCAUGUCGCUGCCGCUGGUGGUGUUUGCCGACAUCCAGGAGGGCUGGAACACCUGCAACCUCAGCUGGCCGGAGCCCGUGGGGCUGUGGGGGGCCGUGUUCAUUAUCUACACAUCCGUGCUGGGCUUCUUCGGGCCGCUGCUGGUCAUCUGCCUGUGCUACUUGCUCAUUGUGGUGAAGCUGAAGGCGUCCGGCGUGCGCGUGGGCUCCACGCGGCGGCGCUCGGAGCGGAAGGUGACCCGCAUGGUGGUGGUGGUGGUGCUGGUGUUUGCAGGCUGCUGGCUGCCCUUCUUCAUCGUCAACAUCGUCAACCUGGCCUUUGCGCUGCCCGAGGAGCCUGCCUCCGCCGGCGCCUACUUUUUCGUGGUUGUGCUGUCCUACGCCAACAGCUGUGCCAACCCCCUGCUCUACGGCUUCCUCUCCGACAACUUCCGCCAGAGCUUCCGGAAGGUUCUGUGCCUCCGCAAAGGCUAUGGUGCUGGCGCUGAGGACGUGGAUGCCACGGAGCCACGGCCGGGCCCGAGCAGCCGGCUGCAGGAGGCCAUGAUGCCCGUGCGCAGCUGCAAGGCCAACGGGCUCAUGCAGACCAGCAAACUGUGAGUGCUGAGGCUGCUGGGGCAGAGGGGACCUGGCAAGGCUGCGGGGACCCACAGCCACCUCUUCUGCCUUUCCUCCCAGAGUUGGGGGGCUGGAGCAGAAGAGGAGACUAGCCAGACAGCAGCGGGCGGGGGGAGCCGCCUCCCAAGGCAAACAGCAGACUGGAGAGGCCAUGGGCACGUGCAAAUGCUGGACCCCAGAGGAAUUCGGCUUUCAAUCUGGUCUGGCCGGAAUGGUCCUCUCCACCCCCAGAAACACCAGCUCAUCCCCCUCCACCCCUGGCCCCAAGCCUGAAACAGGUCCUGGAGAAGGUGCCUGGCAGCCUCACUGGGGGAGGGCUGGGCUCCCGGAUGCCCGGGCCUCACUGUGAUCAUGGCUGCAAGGAGAAGAAGGACAUGGGGGUCACUCGCCCCCCACAGGCCCCACUGAGACAGCCCUGCCCAGUGUCCCUCCUGGGGUCCACGGCUGGACCAGAGGAGGAAGCAGAAACCAGGGGGCGCGGGGAGUGGGCAGCGCCGUGCUGGGCAAGGGAGAGUCAAGGUCAGUGCUACCGGGGCCUCGGCAGGGACCCCAGACCGAGGCCAAGCCCUGGAAACGAGAUCA